This is a messenger RNA of Nylanderia fulva, 1297 nucleotides long. RefSeq names its product purine nucleoside phosphorylase. Gene Ontology annotation, cellular component: cytoplasm. Gene Ontology annotation, biological process: nucleoside metabolic process. NCBI's taxonomy places the organism in Eukaryota, Metazoa, Arthropoda, Insecta, Hymenoptera, Formicidae. Gene Ontology annotation, molecular function: purine-nucleoside phosphorylase activity. The record is from RefSeq and is a predicted model, not a curated record.
UCACGCCAGCACUAUCAGUGUUGUAAGUGUUGCAAUAUACGGUCGACUGGUCAGUCGCUCUUUCUUUCUCGUACUUUUCAAUUUUUUUCAACGAGUGACACUUGUUAUUCCAAGUGAAAAUGCCAUUUCCGGAUACCGCCAAUGGUUACGACAGUCUUCCGGCUGUCAAACGAUCCAUCAAUAACGACGAGUUCCAAACGAACGCGAAGCAUGCGCGAAACACGUAUACCUUUGAAAUUUUGCAAGAAUCAGCGCAGUAUCUGCUGGAUCGCAUCAAGAUCAGACCGAAAAUAGGAAUUAUAUGCGGCUCAGGAAUGGGAUCAUAUGAGCAAAACGAGUUGUGUCCAGGUUCGCUCGCGGAGUAUCUCGUGGACAAGCAAUGCUUCCCCUACGAAGAAAUCCCGCAUUUCCCGAUGUCCACGGUAAAGGGCCACACCGGCCAGAUGGUCUUCGGGUAUCUUCAGGGUGUUCCGGUCAUGUGCAUGCAAGGGAGGUUUCAUUACUACGAGGGCUAUCCGCUCUGGAAGUGCGCCAUGCCGGUGAGGGUGAUGAAGCUGGUGGGUGUGACGCAUUUAAUCGCCACUAACGCGGCCGGCGGUUUAAAUCCCACUUACAAAGUUGGCGAUAUCAUGAUAGUGAAGGAUCAUGUGAAUAUGAUGGGUUUUGCAGGCAACAACCCGCUUCAAGGACCAAAUGACGACAGAUUCGGACCUCGAUUUCCGCCCAUGAAUAAAGCCUAUAACACCGAACUGAUGGAGACCGGUAGACAAGUAGCUCAAGAGAUGGGCAUCGGUGAUAUUGUGCACAGAGGGGUUUACACGUGUUUAGGCGGUCCUAAUUUCGAGACAGUGGCGGAAUUGAAGAUGCUGAGGAUGGUCGGUGUUGAUGCAGUUGGCAUGUCCACGGUUCACGAGGUUAUCACCGCACGUCAUUGCGAUCUCACCGUAUUCGCGUUUAGUUUAAUUACGAAUCAGUGCGUUAUCGAUUACGAAGAUCAUUGCGAGGCGAACCAUGAAGAGGUAAUGGACGUCGGUAAAGCACGACAACCGCUUCUUCAAGAAUUCGUAUCCAAGAUGGUAAUACGUCUCAGGGAUCUCUCAAAACAGCCUACGAAAUCAUUGGAUUGAGAACUUUAUUCCUCCAGAUACGAUUAGAGCAAUUCCCUUCACUCGAUGAGGAAUUCUUUCGAAUGAUUGAUUCAUUCAUUUUCGUAUUUAAAUAAGAAGUCUUUAAGAGGAUGCUGACUAUGACUGUUUUACCGACUUUGAGUUCAAAGGCUUUUCUUUUUAUUGGCUGU